CAUCAUCAUCAUCAUCAUCAUCAUCAUCAUCAUCGGUAGCAGGAGCGGACUCCUCCCCUCUUUCGAGGACUCGGAAUGCAGGUUUUGGGGCCCGGCCCUUGAAGACGCGCGGGGGCUCGUGGAGGGUCAGCGAAGUGGCGUCGCCUCGCUCUAAUUGAGCCUCGGCCAAUCAACAACAACUCGUUAGCAGUCACCUUCUGCUUCCUCCUCCUGCUCCGGGACACUUUCACCCUCUUUCUCCCCCGCCCACUCUUCCCCCCCCCCCCCCCCCCCUCAACUGCAAGUCCGCCGCUGCUUGACGAGCAUUUACAUGGAACUCGGCGGACUAUAGGUGCACUUUUGACGGCGGCGGGGGGGCGAGCGAGCGCUGCCGGAGCAUGCGAGCUCAAACGCGGACACCCCUUUAGCACAACUCCCCCGGAACCACUUGUGGACGCUCCACGGUGCCUCGCGAAUGAAAUAGCCAACUUUCUACCCACGCCCCGUUCUUUUUAUUUUCCUCUUCCUCCGGGCGAUGACCUCCUCCAGUAAAGACAUGAAGGCGGGCUCCGUGUUGCAGUCCGCCGGCGAGGACAGGAGGCGGCCCCCCUUGGACCAGCUGCCGCCGCCGGCCAACUCCAACAAGCCCUUGACGCCAUUCAGCAUCGAGGACAUUCUCAGCAAGCCCUCGGUCAAAAAAUCCGCCGCUUCCGUCGUAGCGUCGAGCAUGUGUCCGAGUCGGCCGAGGGUUCUGGAGAAGGUGGCCGCCGACCACGCCGCCCGUAACGGCAUCACCACGCCGUCGUCGCCGCUCUGCGCCCUGGAGGAGUUGGCCAGCAAGACGUUCAAGGGCCUGGAGGUCAACGUCAUCCAAGCGGCAGAAGGUCGGGAGCACCUGAACACGUUCGGCCAGCGACAGGCGUCCAAAAAGAGGCGAAAGUCCCGCACGGCCUUCACCAACCAUCAAAUCUACGAGCUGGAGAAGCGCUUCCUGUACCAGAAGUACUUGUCCCCGGCCGACCGGGACCAGAUCGCCGGCCAGCUGGGCUUGUCUAACGCGCAGGUCAUCACCUGGUUCCAGAACCGGCGCGCCAAGCUCAAGCGCGACUUGGAGGAGAUGAAGGCCGACGUGGAGUCGCUGAAGAAGAUCACGCCGCAGACACUGCACAAGCUCGUCGCCAUGGACAAUGCCGACGAGGCUCCGGGAGAGGGCCGAGGGGGCGCGGGAGGGGAAGCCGUCGAAGGCAGCUCUCCGGGCGGAUCCCCGGCCAGGGGGACCAUCCCCUCGCACCGGAUCUUCCCCCAGUCGCCUUCCUCGUCGCGGGGCCAGACCACCGACGAGUUCUCGGAGGACGACGAGGAGAUCGAAGUGGACGAUUGACAUCCUCUUUUUUUUUUUUUUACAAACGAAAGACAUUUAGAAAGGUUUUGUUUUUUAAACUCCCCAAGUUUUGCACGGAUAUUCUCACAAAAGGAGUGUUUUCCCCUCCUUCUUCUUCUUCCCUUCGAUUUAAUUUAUUAUGGGACUUUCAAGAGGACUUACUCUUUUAAUAAACAUUUUAACAGCUCAUCACCUUCUUCAAUUUUUAUUCUUUUGUCAACAGUUUGUAUGAUUGACUGAAGUAUGUGAAAAGGUCAUUAUUUAGAUGAUGAUGAUGAUGAUGAUGAUGAUGAAGACGACGACAAGCCACUGCAGCCUUUUAAACUCUUUCUCUCUGUGUACAUAUACAGUAAAUAUAUAAAUAUACUGUAUAUAAAAAGGUCAACAUGAGAAUUUUAACGUAUUUAAUCAGCAUCUAUGUAAAUAAAGGUCCUAUCAUAUUUCAAGAAAAUAUAAGAUUGAUCCCCCCCCCCCCCCCCAGGAAUGAUCAGAAUUAUUUUUAUUGGCUCAGGAAAAAUCGAGCCUUUUAUUUGAGAAUAAUGUCAUUAUUCCUGCUUUUUUUAAAUCAUGAUGGUUUUUAAAAAAACGAAUAUUGACUAAAAAUGUGACUUUCUUUUGGCUCAGAAUUAUUAUACACUCGAAAUUCGUUUUAAUAGACUAAACUGUAAAACCAAUCGCAACCACGACAACAUCACCAUUCAACGUGGAAGUAUUUUUGAAAACGGAUUUAAAACGCAAUCUGUUUUAAAGUAAUAAACUUCCAAUCAAUAUCCAGAUGAUUUUUUGUAAAAAAAAAAUAUAUAUUGGCUUUGUGUGAAUGAUUAAAGUACCACUUCCGUGCUAAAUUUGAGAAAAUAUAUGACGAAAUGAACCAUUUUUUUUACGAUCAUGCAUCAUGAACCUUGGUGAGUUAAUGUUUUGACUGGAGUUUCAAAAUAUAGAUUCAUGUUAUGUUAUUAAACGUACGCCCCCCCCCCAAAAAAAAAUCGAACUCCAAACUAUGAGUAGUAUCUUUAUUAUUUAUUUUUUAGAUGUUUAGUAUUCCAUAAUGUAAAAAAAAACAUAAAUAAACCACUAUCAUGA
Messenger RNA from Hippocampus zosterae (dwarf seahorse), 2443 nucleotides. RefSeq names its product ladybird homeobox 2 (gene lbx2). The record is from RefSeq and is a predicted model, not a curated record. Gene Ontology annotation, biological process: regulation of DNA-templated transcription. The transcript is spliced from 2 exons. Bases 515 to 1360 code for a protein of 281 amino acids. NCBI's taxonomy places the organism in Eukaryota, Metazoa, Chordata, Actinopteri, Syngnathiformes, Syngnathidae. Gene Ontology annotation, molecular function: DNA binding; DNA-binding transcription factor activity, RNA polymerase II-specific.